Messenger RNA from Fragaria vesca subsp. vesca, 2991 nucleotides. Its product is annotated as pentatricopeptide repeat-containing protein At4g13650-like. The transcript has a single exon. Lineage: Eukaryota; Viridiplantae; Streptophyta; Magnoliopsida; Rosales; Rosaceae. The coding region runs from base 181 to 2991 and encodes 936 amino acids. Gene Ontology annotation, molecular function: zinc ion binding; protein binding; RNA binding. Gene Ontology annotation, biological process: RNA modification. The record is from RefSeq and is a predicted model, not a curated record.
GAACAACCCCAAAACUACGGCACCCAUCCCCUUUCAGACCACCCCAACCCCGAAAUCUCAUGCUUCCCUCAAAAGGGUUUCUCCCAAAUCACCCAGGAAACAUCCGGAAAAUCCCUCCACGCAUUGUGCGUGAAAGGCAUUGUGCCUCUCCGAGCGUUCUGCUCAAACACUCUGGUAAACAUGUACUCGAAAUUUGGGCGUAUUGGGUAUGCACGCAAGGUGUUUGAUGAUAUUCCUGAGAGAAAUGAAGCUUCUUGGAACACGAUGAUGUCGAGCUAUGUGAGAGUGGGGUUGUAUUCUGACUCGGUUAGGUUCUUUUGUGAGAUGGUUGGGUGUGGGGCUAGGCCGAGUGGGUUUGUCAUUGCGAGUUUGGUUACUGCGUGUGAUAAGGCUGGCUCUAUGUUUUCUGAAGGGCUGCAAGUUCAUGGCUUUGUGGUGAAAAGUGGGUUGUUGUGUGAUGUUUUUGUGGGUACUUCUGUUUUGCAUUUUUAUGGCACCUAUGGUGUUGUUUUGAAUGCUCGAAAAAUCUUUGAGGAGAUGCCAGAGAAGAAUGUAGUUACUUGGACUUCUUUGAUUGUUGGGUAUUCUAGUGGUGGAGAUUUGGGAGAAGUGAUGAGUAUUUAUAAGCAUAUGAGGUGCGAAGGAGUAUGUUGCAAUGAUAACACUUUGGCGAUAGUGUUUAGUACUUGUGGGGCGCUUGGGGAUGAGUUAUUGGGUGAGCAAGUUCUUGGAGAUGUUGUGAAACUAGGUUUGCAGAGUAGCGUUUCUGUUGCAAAUUCCCUCAUAUCCAUGUAUGGUAGCUUUGGUAAUGUGGGUGAGGCAUGCUAUGUAUUCAAUCACAUGGAUGAAAGGGACACUAUCUCAUGGAAUUCGAUUAUUUCUGCUAAUGUGCAACAUGGGCUCUGUAAAGAAUCAUUAUGGUUUUUUCAUCGUAUGCGGCAUGUAAACAAAGAAGUGAAUUCUAUAACAGUUUCAACGUUGUUGGGCGUCUGCGGGUCCACAGAUAAUCUGAAGUGGGGCGGUGGAAUACAUGGACUGGCAGUGAAACUGGGGAUGGAAUCAAAUGUUUGUGUUGGAAAUACUCUUUUAAGUAUGUAUUCUGAGGCUGGAAGAUCUGAAGAUGCUGAAUUAGUUUUUGAAAGAAUGACAGAGAAGGAUAUUAUCUCAUGGAACUCUAUGUUAGCAAGCUAUGUUCAGAAUGAGGAAUCCCAAAAUGCCCUCAAACAUUUUGCUGAAAUGCUGCGGAUGAGAAAACCAAUAAAUUACGUGACUUUAACAAGUGCAUUGUCUGCCUGUUCGAAUCUGGAAUUUUUAGUUGAAGGAGAGAUACUUCAUGCUAUUGCAGUCAUUGCAGGCCUAAAAGACAAUCUGAUAGUCGGAAAUGCAUUAGUUACCAUGUAUGGGAAGCUUAGUAAGACACGUGAAGCAGUGAAGGUAUUACAAACGAUGCCCAAGCGAGAUCAAGUUACUUGGAAUUCCCUCCUUGGUGGUUAUGCUGAAAACAAAGAACCAGAUGAGGUAAUCACAGCUUUUAAACUCAUGAGAAAAGAAGGAACUCCAGCAAACUACAUUACAAUAAUUAACGUUCUUGGUGCGUUCCUGAUUCCUAGUGAUCUACUAGCACAUGGGAUGCCCAUCCACGCACUCAUAGUUUCAACAGGAUUUGAAUCAGAAAAGUAUGUGCAGAGUUCCCUUAUUACAAUGUAUGCUAAGUGUGGUGAUUUGAACUCAAGUAACUCCAUAUUUAGUGGAUUAACUGUCAAGAACUCCAUUGCAUGGAAUGCAAUCAUUGCUGCAAAUGCUAAUCAUGGCCUUGAGGAAGCCUUGAAACUUGUUCUGAUGAUGGGAAGAGCUGGAGUGGACUUCGAUCAGUUCAGCUUAUCUGUCGCACUUUCUGUUAGUGCGGACCUGGCUAUGUUGGUGGAAGGCCAGCAGCUUCAUGGUCUGGUAGUUAAGCUUGGUUUUGACACAGACCAUUAUAUUACAAAUGCUGCGAUGGAUAUGUAUGGAAAGUGCGGGGAGAUGGAAGAUGUUUUGAAGAUACUUCCCUCACCAACCAUCAGGUCACGAUUAUCAUGGAACAUCUUGAUAUCAUCCUUUGCCAAACAUGGGUGUUUCGAGAAGGCUAGGGAAAGCUUUCAUGAAAUGGUAAGUCUGGGUGUGAAACCUGACCACGUGACCUUUGUCUCACUUCUCUCUGCAUGUAGUCAUGGGGGUCUUGUGGAUGAUGGUCUUGCAUACUAUAAUGCAAUGAUUACAGAGUUUGGUGUCCAACCAGCAAUAGAACAUUGUGUGUGCGUAAUUGAUCUCCUUGGGCGAUCAGGGAGGCUUUCUGAUGCUGAAAAUUUUAUUAAAGAUAUGCCAGUCCCCCCAAAUGACCUUGUGUGGCGGAGCUUGUUGGCUGCAUGUAAAACUCAUCGCAAUUUGGAAUUAGGGAGGAAAGCAGCAGACCAUCUUCUUGAGUUAGACCCAGCAGACGAUUCAGCUUAUGUUCUUUUCUCAAAUGUUUGUGCAAGUACUGGAAGAUGGGAGGAAGUAGAGAAUGUAAGGAGGCAAAUGGGAGCGAGAAGCAUAAUAAAGAAGCCAGCUUGUAGUUGGGUCAAGUUGAAAAGUGAGGUGAGUAAAUUUGGGAUGGGAGAAAAGUCUCACCCAAAAACAGAGCAGAUUUAUGCUAAGUUGGGAGAGCUUAUGAAGAUGAUUAGAGAAGCAGGCUAUGUUCCUGAUACAAGCUACUCCCUGCAAGAUACUGAUGAAGAACAGAAGGAGCAAAAUCUUUGGAACCACAGUGAGAGAAUUGCCCUUGCUUUCGGGUUGAUCAGUACUCCAGAAGGUUCACCUGUUAAGAUUUUCAAGAAUCUUCGAGUCUGUGGUGAUUGCCAUUCUGUGUACAAGCAUGCUAGUGCAGUAGUUGGGCGGAAGAUCAUAUUGAGGGAUCCAUACCGGUUUCACCAUUUCACUGAUGGCAAAUGUUCUUGUUCUGACUAUUGGUGA